Molecule: messenger RNA, 2466 nt
Organism: Danio aesculapii
Lineage: Eukaryota; Metazoa; Chordata; Actinopteri; Cypriniformes; Danionidae
Gene: cpz
Product: carboxypeptidase Z
Exons: 11
Coding region: 114-2159 (681 amino acids)
Biological process (GO): proteolysis
Molecular function (GO): protein binding; zinc ion binding; metallocarboxypeptidase activity
Source: RefSeq, a predicted model, not a curated record
AGCGGCCGCCUACCGCGGGACGGCAGAAACUUUUAGCUGUAAUUUGAUCAUUUGGCAGAGGUGCUCGCGCAGGCUCUCCCUUAAGCGAUGGGGGUAGCGGGACUUCACUGAAGAUGAUCAACUUUGCACGUCGUAGCGACUGCCACAUCACUGGGUCUAUGGACAACAAAAUGCUGACUCUUUUAAUACUUCUGAACGCACUGGCCACAUGCCUGAGCUUCCCACAGCGAUGUACACAGGAAGAAGCUGCAAUAGGAAGAUGCAGAACACCUGCAGAAGAGGGUCCGCAGUGCAUAGAGAUGGUUCUUGGCUACUGUCAGGACGUCCCAUACACCCACACCACAUUCCCUAACAUCGUGGGCCACCGCACGCGGCAGGAUUUAGAGAUGGGUGCAGAGUACCUACUCCUGAGCGUGAUCAAUGGCCUGCUAAAGGGAGAGUGUUCUCCAGACAUCCGUAUACUGGGAUGCUCAGUUUUGGCUCCUCGCUGUGAUAACGGGAGACUUAUAAAGCCGUGCCGCAGCUCCUGUGAGAUGCUGAAAAAGAGCUGCAUUCAUGCCUUCGAGGCCAUUCAGAUGGCGUGGCCUUACUUUCUGGACUGCGACCGCUUCUUUGUUGGCAGCGAGGAGGGUUGUUAUGAUCCGCUGUUGGAGCUGAGAGAAAAGCAGGAGGUGGCCUUGGCCAACAUAUCUGAUGGUGGUCUUUCCACUGUCAUUCAGUUUACGUACCACUCCAACUCUCAGAUGUUCAGCGUCCUGAAGAAGACUGCAUCCAAGUGCUCUCAUAUCUCACAAACAUACAGCAUUGGGCGCAGUGUGGAGGGAAAAGACUUGCUGGUUAUUGAAUUCUCCAACAACCCUGGACAACAUGAGCUAUUGGAGCCGGAGAUCAAAUUAAUCGGAAACAUGCAUGGAAAUGAGGUUCUGGGCCGACAGCUUCUGAUAUACCUUGCUCAGUAUCUGUGCUCCGAGUAUCUGCUGGGCAAUGAGCGAAUUCAGACCAUCAUCAACACCACGCGCAUCCACAUCCUGGCCUCCAUGAAUCCUGACGGCUAUGAAAUUGCCGCUUCUGAGGUAGCCGAUAGGAACGACCCCGAAAACAUCUACCAGGAAGGUCAUGAGUACAAUGGAUGGACCAGUGGUCGGGCCAAUGCGCAAAAUCUCGAUCUGAACCGUAACUUCCCUGACCUCACAUCCAUCUUCUACAAUCGGCGGCGUUUUCGGCAUUUCCGUAGUGACCACAUCCCCAUCCCUGACUCCUACUGGAUGAAUAAGGUAGUUGCACCUGAGACUUACGCUAUAAUGAAGUGGAUAAGGACCUAUCCUUUUGUUAUAUCUGCCAGUCUGCAUGGAGGAGAGCUGGUCAUCUCUUACCCUUUCGACUUCUCCAGACACCCCCAAGAAGAAAGAAUGUACUCGCCCACACCAGAUGAGCAGAUUUUCAGGCAGUUGGCUAGAACAUAUGCAGAUGCUCAUGCCACUAUGUCCAACAAUGACACAGAGAGAUGUGGAGCCUCAUUUGCCAAUAAAGGAGGAAUAACCAACGGCGCACUGUGGUAUAGCUUUGCUGGAGGGAUGUCAGACUUUAAUUACCUGCACAGCAAUUGUUAUGAGAUCACGGUGGAGCUGGGCUGUGAUAAAUUCCCCUCUGAGGAAGAGCUUUACCCUGAGUGGCGCAGGAAUAAGGAAGCUCUGCUCAGCUUCAUGGAAUCUGUCCACAAAGGUAUAAAAGGAAUUGUAAAGGAUGAACAUGGAAAUGGCAUUAAAGGAGCCAUUAUAUCAGUUAAGGGGUUACGACAUGACAUCACCACAGCGGAGGAUGGAGAUUACUGGAGAUUAAUGAAUCCAGGAGUCCACAUUGUGACCGCAUCAGCCUCUGGAUAUUCCAAACAAUCUAAACGCAUUAACUUGCCAAGAAACACACAGGUAGGCCGGGUGGACUUUGUGCUGAAAAAGGUCCCACGUGAGCCCUCGCUUGACUACUUUAACAUCCCCGAACUGGACAGUUAUGAGCGUUUUGACCCGUUUAAUCAGUUCGAGCAGUACAGCCAAAGGGAGCUGGGAGAGGAUGGAGAGGAGAGGACUGAGAAGCCCUGGUGGUGGACUUAUUUCAGCCAGUUAGGCAUGUCUGCUCCUACCUGGCUCCUGCGCAACUAUUAGAGGCCAUUGGAGAGCAGUCUGACUCUUAAUGUUUUGCACCUAAGCCUUACUUGAUGACUGUUUUCACGAUAGCAACAAUAGUUUUUUAUAGCAUGCAAGAUGUGCAGCUAACCCCUGGGUGUUGAGAAGACUGCGUUAAAGUCUUAUACAUUACUGGUUGUAAUAUUUGGAAUGAUAAGCAGGUUUUUAGGAGUUGUGUUAUGCUCAGCAAGGCUAUAUUUAUUUGAUUUGAUUAUUUAAAAAUAUUACACUGCAAAAUAACUAGUUUCUUUUUGUGAUAUACAGUUGAAGUCAGAAUUAUUAGCCC